GCGCGGUGACGCACGUGUUUGACAGCAUCUGCACGGUCGUACUCUCGUUAACGCGGCCUUGUUGUCAUUAUUAUUGUUCAUAAUUAUUUAUAUUGUUGUUGUAACUGUUGCCAAUCGAAACAUGGAGUUUGGCGAAGCAGUCAGCGAAGGACCCGGCUUUGUCGGAAUUAAGUUUUGUCAGGAGUGCAACAACAUGCUUUACCCGAAGGAGGAUAAGGAGAACAGGAUUCUCCUCUACUCUUGCAGGAACUGUGACUACCAGCAGGAAGCUGACAACAGCUGCAUCUACGUCAACAAGAUCACCCACGAAGUCGACGAGCUGACUCAGAUCAUUGCCGACGUGGCCCAGGAUCCUACACUGCCCCGUACAGAAGACCACCCAUGUCCAAAAUGUGGCCACAAAGAAGCCGUGUUUUUCCAGUCGCACAGCGCAAGGGCGGAGGACGCCAUGAGGCUGUACUACGUGUGCACUGCACCACACUGCGGACACCGCUGGACCGAGUAACGAGAGCGAGCUUGCUGUCGGGCUGUUCGCCAGAUGGCCGAGAUGCCCGGGCCUCUGGCCUUUGCCACGAAUGCAGAAAAACCUAGCAUCUUAAACACGAAUGUUGUCCGUGAUGUACAUUAUCUGUAGUCUUGUGUUACUAAAAUAAAUGUUUU
Messenger RNA from Lethenteron reissneri (Far Eastern brook lamprey), 660 nucleotides. It is a transcript of the gene POLR2I, whose product is annotated as RNA polymerase II subunit I. NCBI's taxonomy places the organism in Eukaryota, Metazoa, Chordata, Hyperoartia, Petromyzontiformes, Petromyzontidae. The record is from RefSeq and is a predicted model, not a curated record. Gene Ontology annotation, molecular function: zinc ion binding; nucleic acid binding; DNA-directed RNA polymerase activity. Gene Ontology annotation, biological process: transcription-coupled nucleotide-excision repair; DNA-templated transcription; transcription initiation at RNA polymerase II promoter. Gene Ontology annotation, cellular component: RNA polymerase II, core complex.